Funneliformis geosporum is the source of this 199-nucleotide messenger RNA. Lineage: Eukaryota; Fungi; Glomeromycota; Glomeromycetes; Glomerales; Glomeraceae. The record is from the annotation of a GenBank genome assembly.
UGGUCGAUUUUUUAAGGAUGAUCAAAAUAUUUCUAAACCUUUUAUCUUACCAAAAUCUUCAUGGGAAGAAAUUGGCAUACUAAUGCAAAAUAAUAGAAAAAAUAUGCCAUUAGAUUUUGGAAGACCUCCUAGAAAUAUAUUUAAACAUAAUGCUGGAUAUAAGGCAGAAGAAUGGGCAAAUUGGAUUACUUUAUUUUCA